UGCUGAUCAGUCUCUCUCUCUUUUUCUUUUGGCAAUUCAUCUCCCCAGAUUCGCCAGACUUCAUUGACUUGGAAUUCGAAUCGUCUUACCCACUGCAUAAUGUUACCGCGAGACAAGUCUAUAUGCCUGGACGCAUGCCCAUGCCUAUGCCAGUCCCAAUGCCAAUGCCAAUGCCAGUGCCCAUGCCCAUGGCAAGACCCCUUCCCGGUCCGGCACCCAUUCCCGGUCGUGUGUACUAUCCUCCGGUAAAACGCAGACCCAUGCCAAUGCCAAUGCCAGUGCCAAUGCUUCCUCCUCCACCUCCACCUCCAGCUCCAGCUCCGCUGCCAAUUGUCAUCCUGCCUAUUGGUGUGGGCAGUUUUUCAGGCACGGGCUACAAUUAUAAUCAGUAUUAUGGGCCAAGUGGCAUUUACCCCAACAACCAAUACAACCCCCAAAUUCCCAAUUAUGACUAUUAUAACAACAACAACAACAAUAACAACAAUUAUAAUAAUAACAAUAAUAAUUACAAUUAUGUUAAUAAUAAUUACGAUUACAACUCAUAUGGAUAA
Messenger RNA from Drosophila navojoa, 551 nucleotides. RefSeq lists its product as uncharacterized. The record is from RefSeq and is a predicted model, not a curated record. NCBI's taxonomy places the organism in Eukaryota, Metazoa, Arthropoda, Insecta, Diptera, Drosophilidae.